Messenger RNA from Aspergillus steynii IBT 23096, 2921 nucleotides. RefSeq lists its product as uncharacterized. NCBI's taxonomy places the organism in Eukaryota, Fungi, Ascomycota, Eurotiomycetes, Eurotiales, Aspergillaceae. The coding region runs from base 242 to 2704 and encodes 820 amino acids. The record is from RefSeq and is a predicted model, not a curated record. The transcript is spliced from 2 exons.
UCAUUCCGUCUGCCGCCUGAAGCGGUCUCGGUCAACAUGGGCACCAGAGGGCUCCUCUUCGUGCGUUGUCGCGGUAGAUGCUUUGUUUACUACAAUCAUUUCGACAGCUACCCUGAGGGCCUUGGGGAUGCCAUUAUUCAGGAAAUUCCGGAAGACCCUGAGGAAUAUCUUGGUAUGAGGGGCCCUAUGCAUUCGAGAUUCGCUAGUCUAAUAUUGAUCACGUCCAGAAUGGCUUCGGUCGAUGAGAGCAAGGUACUCAGAGCUCGUCGCACAGUAUGAAGACCGAUGUCUCCCGGUCUCGGUUAAGGGCGACGAAUCGCUCGCUGAGCGAUACAAUAUGAGCUUUCUGUCCGUCGACGAUCGGCUUGAGAGCUCCCCGUUGCGAAUCGUGCCCGAGUUACAAAACUUCGACAUUGAAUGGACUUACACACUUGACCUCGACCGUGAGCUUUUCACGGUUGAUAAGGCGCUACAUUUCAAACUCACGAAGAUACCGCGCUUUGGUCGCUGGAUGAAAUACAUUGGCGAAGAUGGCCAUCGUCGUAGGGCUUUCAAGAAGUACACCCCCGAAGAAAUAAUCGGCGAUGUUGCCUACAUGCCACAGAUCAACCGACCCUCGCAGAACAGGUACAGAGACCUUGACCCUGAAGUUGCGUCGCCGCGGUCUCUGGUCCCUGACUCGAAAGAAGCCGCCACCCAUCGGGAGGCCCUCUUUGGCAUGAUCUUCUCCUAUACGCAGGGCCGGUACUUCUCACUCCUAGAUCAGUCCCUUCCAGAAUGGAACCCGAGUGAUUUCAUUUUCAGGGAGCUUGCAUUUGCAUUCUUAUCUAUCGCAGCCGGUGAACUGGGUUUCGAGGAGCCCUCGUCUCUCAACAGAACAUACAGUCAAGAGGGUUAUUUUGUCAUUCCAGAAACCAAACGGCAGCCCGGCCAACAACGUCUCCUUCCUCUAUUCUUACAUGACAACCACGCCCCUGGAGUCGAGCCUGGAUCGGCUCCAAAGGACACAACGUACUGGAUGAACAAUGUCCUCAUUCACCUGGUUACCAGGACUGAUUUGGUUGACGUCGAAGAAGCGGCAAUUGCUGAGGUUGUCGACUUUGGCCUCAAUGCGGGAGUCAAGGACUUUUAUGCCAUGGUCUUUUCUAUCCUGGAUGUUGUUCUUAUCCGAGUACAGACUCACGAGAACGGCAGUACGCAUGUUCGAAGGUCGCCUUUGAUGGCCUUGAUUUAUUUCAAUGACAAAAAUUCCGAAUUUGUCAACGGUCCUCGCUCGAGAGGAUUUCGUACGUCCCAGGAGGCUACCAUGGUUUCUGACUCCGAUGUCCCUACCACCUCAAAAGAUGAAGACGAAGAUUCAACCGACUCGGCAGAGACUGAGGAGGACCUGGAAACUGAGAGCGAAGAAGACAAAACCGCUCCCACGGUCGUCAAGGAGUCGUAUGAAGAUGAACUUUUUACCUUCAAUAUGAUGUUGCGUUUCUUUGAUGCAGCCUCAAAAGAGCAGCUAGCCGGUGCAAGGUCUCGCAUCCUGCCCAACGAGAUAAUGACCAUUAUCAUGGAGUUCUCAGAUGUCCGGACCUACCAAAUCCUGCGGAAAGUGUCGGCGUGUGGCCAGCAAGUCGGCAACCGCAACAUCCGAUUGAACGACUAUUACGCAGUGGUUGGAGCGGAUGGAAGACAGACACCCGAAAGCUUCAUUGUGGAGGACUUACGCACAGGAGAAAGAAUCACUUCGACGGCGAGCUGUAGCUCCAGGUCCCACUGGCUUUUCACCAGCCGAAAUAAGUCGUCUUUCGAAUUGAACCCGAUCAUCGGUAUCGCAGAUGCCAGUAGUCCUCGGACGGCUAUCUUACAAACCAUCAGUCUCUUCUUCACAAAGCUUUCGGCAUGGGAUCCGGAAUAUACGGAAGAAGUGGAGAUACCAGUGUACGAAAGUCACUUUUACAGCAGUUACAGCAGCGGACAUACCGAUACUGUCAACAAGCUCUCCGAGAUGCCCACGUACUUGUAUCCCGGAUCUGUCGAAAAAGCCUGGGGCCAAUACAUCACUGCACUGAUUCGAGGCGGCGAAAACUCGGCCUCCCGGUUCGUGAUGCUCAACAAUGCGCAAUGGCAGUGUCUCCUUCCUCCUCGUUAUCGCCAGCUGAGAAUGGACAACUUGUUCUGCAACGGCUUUCAAGCCUUCCUGCGUCACCCCAAUGACGAAUGUCCCGUGGAAUGGGAACGAACAAUCAACUACGCCAUCGCCCAGCUUGGUCUCACCGAGCGCACUCGCCGCCGGGACGGUUACAUCAAGGGCCGUCCGGUUCUAGUGGCCUUCGGCACCCAUGCGAGGCUCUUUUAUUACGUCUAUUGCCGCAAAGAAACACCGACCGGUCCAUUAAACCCGGGCUCGUACAGCGCUCGGGUUGCAGAAGCCUGCACCAACCCGGAUGGGAGGCAUCGUCUUGUUGAGAUGACCCCUCGAGAUAGCCCGCUCGACAUCCGAGAUCCAAACGAUCGAACCAAGCUGGAGAACUGGCUGAAGAUCUUUAGCGGCGACGAGGGAUUCGGCAUGGAAUGGGAUCCGAUCACCGAGUCUCGCCAGCGUAUUGGGGGUGACAAGGAUAACGCUGACCCCGACACUACUGCUGAUCCGCCGAAAAGCAACGAAAGCGAUGAGGAUGAGCAAGAAGGCGAGGGCGGAGAAGCGAACGAUUAAAUCGUGGGAGCCACAUCACGCAGUACUGGGUACUAUUCAGUCAACUCGCGCAGUAUUCACUAGUCGCAUUCGAAUGAGCGAAAUAAGUAGGUGGUUAGUUCUACAGGAAGAUAACAUCGUGCAUCGGUCUCUUUAUCAUGUUGAGGAAAGGUGAGGAUCUGGGACAAAGUUAGUUAGGACCUAGUUACAACGAACAAUUAAUGGCCUCUAACUAUAA